UACAACUGCUCAGUUUGAAGAAAAAAAUGUCCUUUACCUGCUGGGCUUUCAUUGAUUUCAUUUGGUUAUUUCUUGCAUUAGCGUUCGCUUUUUCUGUUUGUAUCUUCAAAUUGAGUCGAGCUAAGGUUAACUACAGCAAUUCCAAAAUUCUGUAUAUUUUUGAAGAUCUAAUUCGUUAUGGUAAAACAAAAAACGAUUUACGUAGAGGAGCAUUGUUACGUCUUUUCGAUGUACCUAAAAGGUGGUUUUUCCAUUUUUAUAUUGUUUCUGUUAUUUGGAACAGCUUCCUUAUAAGAUACCAUAUAAAUGCAGUGUUCUUUGGAGUGCGUUAUCCAAUUUGGUUAAGUGACCUUAGCAGUGCACUAACUAAUUUCUGUGUGCAACAUGAAAACGGUAACCAGUUAUCAGUUCUUUUGAUUCAUCUACUUUUGUGGGCUCACUCCGUCAGAAGGCUUUAUGAGUGCCUUUUCAUCAGUGUGUUUUCAGAUGGAGUCCUACAUAUUGUGCAGUACUGCUUUGGCCUUGCCUAUUAUGUUCUGCUUGGUUUAACUGUAAUUUCUACAUCAUCUAUCAGUCAGGCUGGAGGUUCUACAGAGAAUCGUUAUGCACAGAUUCAUUUUUCUCAUUUUCUGGGAAUUGCAAUGUUUAUAUGGGCAUCAGUUCAUCAAAAUAGAUGUCUUACAAUUCUUGCCAAUCUUAGAAAAGAAAAUAACGGUAAAGUAAUAAACAUGCAACACAGUAUUCCUGUUGGAGAUUGGUUCGGUCUGAUUUCAAGUCCACAUUACUUUGCAGAACUGUUAAUUUACAUUUCACUCAGUCUGACAUUAGGUGGUUGGAACUUGACUUGGUGGCUUGUUGUAUUAUAUGUUUUGUUUAAUCAAGCAUUGGCUGCUGCUCUAUGCCAGGAGUUUUAUCACAAGAAGUUUGACUCUUAUCCAAAAUGUCGCCGUGCUUUUAUACCAUAUUUGUUAUAGCUUGACCAAAAAUAGAGUUGAGUAUCUCUUUUGUUUUCCUGUGUUAAGUAUAUGGGAAAAUUCGUUUAAAUUCCAAAACUCUGUUAUUUAUUGCAUUUUUGAUUACUUUAUUUGAAUGUGUAUGAUAGUACUUGAUGUGCCAAGACAAUUACUUGAAAGAUAUCUUUUUGGGCUCAACAAACUUUACCAUGAACUGGAAAUGUGGAGAUAUUUUUGGAAAUUAUGUCAAAACACCAGUUGCUGCAGUAUAGUAAUUAAGUGUUUAAAAAAAAAAGCAACAAAAAAACAUAUACUAAAGUGGAAACACAAAUUGUUUUUGCCUCUUUUUGUAGUAGAGUUGUGAUGUAAUAUGAAUUGGCCAUGGCAAUUCCUCUUUGAACCCUCAGCUAAAUUCUGACCAUUCUUUGCACUGCUCUCCCUGAAUGUUGUGCCAAAUUAACACUAAGGAGAACUUCAGAGCAAAGUCUUCUUACCUGCUGUA
This is a messenger RNA of Polypterus senegalus (gray bichir), 1455 nucleotides long. It is a transcript of the gene srd5a3, whose product is annotated as steroid 5 alpha-reductase 3. Bases 27 to 974 code for a protein of 315 amino acids. The transcript is spliced from 5 exons. NCBI's taxonomy places the organism in Eukaryota, Metazoa, Chordata, Cladistia, Polypteriformes, Polypteridae. Gene Ontology annotation, biological process: polyprenol catabolic process; dolichol-linked oligosaccharide biosynthetic process. The record is from RefSeq and is a predicted model, not a curated record. Gene Ontology annotation, cellular component: endoplasmic reticulum. Gene Ontology annotation, molecular function: 3-oxo-5-alpha-steroid 4-dehydrogenase activity.